UUUCAUCGUAAUCUAAAUCAAGUCUUGCAAGUUGCGAGCAAAGUAGCAUUUACAUCCUCUUAUCUCGUUCCACUACAUCCAAUAAACAAAAGCUUAAACCCACUUUCACCGAUACAAUAGCAGCGAUCCUUAUUUUUAAAGUUCGCACCUUUUUCCGAUACAACAAAUCCCCGCCCCAUUUGGCUUCACCAAAUCACUCCACACCCAAAACCCUACUUCUCGGCCACCGCCGGCAAAAUGCUCCGCCUCCGGAGCAGUCUACUUAUCCAGUUCGUCCACAUUCUUCUCCUCCCAUUCGCCCAUCCCCUCCCCAACCCCAACUCCUCCCACCCCUACCCUGAAUCAGUCGCCGGCGGCGUCCUUCGCCACAUCGAGCUCUCCCGCCGGCGCGCCCUCUCCAGCCAACUGCAAUGCCUCACUGGAAACCCCAUUGACGACUGCUGGCGGUGCUCUACCACCGACUGGCGAUCCGAUCGCCAGCGCCUUGCAGACUGCGGCAUUGGCUUUGGCCGCGACGCGCUUGGCGGGAAGGGAGGCCGGAUCUACGUCGUCACCGACUCGUCCGACCACGACCCAGUAAACCCCACCCCUGGUACGCUCCGCCACGCAGCCAUCCAGGACGACCCCCUUUGGAUCGUCUUCUCCGCCGACAUGAACAUCCGUCUCGCCGAAGAGCUCCUCGUUAACAGCUUCAAGACUCUCGAUGGCCGCGGCGCUGACGUCCACAUCUCCGGCGGCGCCUGCAUCACCCUCCAAUACGUCUCCAACGUCAUCAUCCACAACCUCCACAUCCACGACUGCGUCCCCGCCGGCAACGCCAACGUUCGCUCCUCUCCGACCCACACCGGCUUCCGCAGCCGAUCCGACGGCGACGGCAUCUCCAUCUUCGGCGCUCGCAAGAUCUGGAUCGACCAUUGCUCCCUCUCCAACUGCGCGGACGGCCUUAUCGACGCCAUCAUGGGAUCCACCGGCAUCACCAUUUCGAACAACUACUUCUCCCGACACAACGAGGUGAUGCUGCUCGGCCACAGCGACAACUACUCGCCGGAUUUAGGCAUGCAGGUCACCAUCGCCUUCAACCGCUUCGGGGAGAAGCUCAUCCAGCGAAUGCCGCGAUGUCGCCUCGGCUACUUCCAUAUCGUUAACAACGAUUUCACGGAGUGGGAAAUGUACGCCAUCGGCGGAAGCGGUAAUCCGACUGUGAAUAGUCAGGGGAACCGCUACAUUGCUCCGCCUGAUCCGAACGCCAAGGAGGUGACCAAGAGAGUGGACAGUGAUGACAAGGAUUGGAGCGGGUGGAAUUGGAGAUCAGAGGGGGAUAUCAUGGUUAACGGGGCUUUCUUUAUUCCGUCGGGAGAUGGCUUGGAGACGAUCUAUUCGAAGGCUUCCAGCGUUUCGCCGAAGCCCGUCGGGCUCAUCGACCAGCUCACUCUCAACGCCGGCGUUCUCGGCGGUUCGAGGGAUAAUGGAGGGCAGAGCGGAGGUAAUGGCGGAGCUAAUUACGGUGGCGGCGGCGGCGAUGGUGGUGGUGGUGAUGGGGGCGGCGGAGGUGUAGCAAUGGGCGGCCGUGGCAGUGGGCUUACGGGAUAUCUGGCCAUGGCGUUUGGGAGUGGCGUGGCACCACCUAUUUCUCAACCUGGGCCGUUUUUGUACUUGCCAAUUAUUUUUCUCUUCUUUCUCCAAUUGUAACGGUUAUGUUGGUGAAGGCUCUAUUUAUUCGAUGGCAUGAUAUUAGAAAAACACAUUACAUAGAUUACUGUAAGGCUUAUUGGUUGCUAUAUUUAAAAAAAAAAAAAAAAUCAUGUUUUUUAUGUUCUCGUAGUGUAGAGAAUUCAAAUAAAAUUAUUAAAUAGUAUUUUUGUCUUCA
Molecule: messenger RNA, 1867 nt
Organism: Dendrobium catenatum
Lineage: Eukaryota; Viridiplantae; Streptophyta; Magnoliopsida; Asparagales; Orchidaceae
Product: probable pectate lyase 5
Exons: 3
Coding region: 238-1689 (483 amino acids)
Molecular function (GO): pectate lyase activity
Source: RefSeq, a predicted model, not a curated record